AACUUGAUAAGUACGGGAGACGUUGUAGACAUGGAGCUGAACCUUGGAACGGGCUACACGCCUCUAUCAUCGGAAAUUUCAUCGUUCAUUCAACAUUUUAAAAUCCUUGACUGCAGUUGCUGCAAUAAACUGGUGGGAUUUCAACACCGAAUUACUGGAAUGCUCUUUUGUAGUACGGAUUGCAUCGACUUAACACGCCAAGAGCAAGGACAGCGGGAGACGGUCUUGGCAAAACCACCUGCAUAUAACGAGGCUCUUCUCGAGGCUGUGGAUUUAUACAAGGAAGUAAAUGACAAAUCAUUAGACAGCUCAAACUUACGGAAUUGUCAGGCGUCCGGCGUUAAGAAGUUGGACGUAGUAAAUCAUGUCUUUGAGGAUAUACCCGACAAAGUUGAUCCUCUGUUGGAAUUGGAAAAGCCUAAGAUAACAACAACGGCAGAAGAAACACUCAAGCUUGAUGAGCAAAAAAGCGUUGAUGUCGUAGAUGCUACUGCUGCUCAAAAGCAUGAUCUCCCAGUAGCUAAAAAAUACAACAAAGAAGUAGAUGAGAAGCCGUUUGCCGGCUCUACGACAAAAAUACGGAGUUCUCAGGCGUCUAUAGGUGGAGUAACUCAGAAUAAGACCCAAUCUGAACCGCAAUAUCAGGCUGAGUCCAGUACUGCUACCGCUGUAGCAGAGGUCAAAAAUGCUGCUCAAGAACCUUGGAUUAAAAGAUUUAUGUGGCAGAAUUGCAAAUUCUCCAAGAAUUUGGUCGACGGCGCAAUAGUGAAGUCCACUCAUAUUUGGAACAUUAAUAAGGUGCAAGUCGCAUCCGCCUUAGAUGAGGAGGACCUUUUUGGUAUUCAGGACAAGGUGAAUAUCCACUUGCAACAAGUCAAAAAGUUGACACGCCCACCCAUCCUUGACGAGAUGGUAAUUGGAGAGUAUAAUGGCGAUUACUAUAGGGGUCGUGUAACUAAAAUUAAAGGAGAAAUGUACCGUGUCGAUUUUGUGGACUUUGGGGGUGCACGAGAAAUGCCAUACACCGAAUUGUAUCCGGUCUCUGAGAACAUAAUGACGGACCCAAUUUUUAGUGUUAGCAUAUAUCUCUUCACUAUCCCAAAACUGGCCAAACAAAUCAUGCCAGGCCCUGAGUUGGUGGAUGCCAUGUGUGCGGACAUGACCCCAUUCAUGAUUGAUCAACUUAUACCGAAUCGCACCAAAUAUUACCGGGCAAUCCUGUGGUUGGAUGGAGGCAUUUCUUUGAACGACCUAGUCCGAGAGGUUGUUUCUAAAUGCACGCCCGAUGUUUUUGCCAAAUAAUUAAUCAUAAUUAGUACAUCCCCUAUAAAUUAAAAUAUAAACUACGUUAGCACUACUGCUGCUUACAAUUAGUAAUUGUUGUAUUUAAUCAUAAUGUCUUAGAUAUAUCUUAUGUUUUUAUUUAUUUAUGAUUUAUCGAUAAGUUUAAUGUUAUAUUAUGCUAAAAACAUUCUAGUUCUAGAUAUUUACUCAAUAUAAUACGUUACUGCUCUUAACAAUAAACAUGCAACUUUAAAGACUUGCCUUGACUAAGCAUAAAUUAAGUAUUAUUUCCUAAUCAUGAAACAUCAACCAUAUUAAUCAUAGUUAACCAACAAUCUAAUUAUAUGCAAACUUACUUAACACAGAAGAUCCCAGAAAGUGAAAUGAACAUAGAGUUGGUGUUGUUUUGGCAGAGCGUAAUGUGUGAGCAUAUUUGGAUUUGAGAUUUAUGCGGAACGGGAGUAGAAGUUUCUCGUUCAGAACGAACCAACUGCUUCUGCUGGCCUGGUCUGGUCUGAAAUUUUGUAAAAAUAGAAAAUAGAAAGAUGGACCCACCAUACGUCCGCCCCCAUCAAACUCCCCCAUUCGUAGUCCCUGCUGCAACUCAGUGUCAAUGGAUUCCGUUUCCAGGGUCGAAGAGAAAGGCAGAUUCCGUGUGUGCAUUGGAAGGACCUCCACCCAAAUUGUACGCAUACGAUGACGCCAUUGAUAUCGAAGACGGUGCUACUUCAUGGAGACCAGAUGAUUCUCACCCCCCCUUAUCCUCAGGAAUUAGCACCUUGGAACUUGCGACAACAACGAGUGCUGCUGCCAAUACGGUGAAUUCCUCAGCUAGUGGGAGUUGCUACAACUUUUCAAAUCUACAGCAGGAGGAGGACCAGGAAAUGAGUGACAUCAUGCCUCCAACGACGAUAAGUUCAUCAGAAUUCAACUGUGCAGGUUCUCAAUUCACUCAUUCUCUUGGGAAAGCACGGCAUGAAUCGGGUAGCUAUGGUGGGAGUGGUUGUGGGGAGCAUGACGGGGGUGACGGUGACAAUCUUGUUCGCAACGUUCAAGGAAAUUCAGAUUUAAGCAAUUCUCCGAAACUUUAUGUACUCGAGGAUCUGAGGGGGGUCCUAUCAAGGAAGCCAAACACAGACUUCGUCAUGGAACGAGUCUUGCGAGAGGAAUCGUCCAAGCCCAAACUAGCCAUGGUCCUGUGGAAACCACCACCAUCUUGUCAGUCCCCAAUCGAUGACGAGGGAAUAACUGAGAUCUCUUGCGACAACCUGUUCGCCACAUUGGACAAGAAGGUGGAAGAAGACGAUGAAGGAGGUGGGGACGAGAUGGAGGUCGUUCCUCCAUCACAAUAAAGAAGUAUGAAUCUUAAAAGAGAACAUUUUACUUAUUUGUUAUAUACAGAAACAUAAUAAUGUCAAAUUCACUAGAUUUCUCAUUUUUUUAAGUACGAAUUCGGCAAUAUUGAGUUUUACAAAAAUUUGAGAAAUGAAAAUCAAUCGAGUAACUGUCAAAUGUUCAGAAACCUAAGUACAUAACAGAAAGGAAAAUAAAUUAAUGUGAUUCAGA
Folsomia candida is the source of this 2850-nucleotide messenger RNA. RefSeq lists its product as uncharacterized. Bases 31 to 1302 code for a protein of 423 amino acids. Lineage: Eukaryota; Metazoa; Arthropoda; Collembola; Entomobryomorpha; Isotomidae. The transcript has 10 exons. The record is from RefSeq and is a predicted model, not a curated record.